Plectropomus leopardus (leopard coralgrouper) is the source of this 1209-nucleotide messenger RNA. RefSeq names its product neuralized E3 ubiquitin protein ligase 2 (gene neurl2). Gene Ontology annotation, molecular function: ubiquitin protein ligase activity. The record is from RefSeq and is a predicted model, not a curated record. Gene Ontology annotation, biological process: intracellular signal transduction. NCBI's taxonomy places the organism in Eukaryota, Metazoa, Chordata, Actinopteri, Perciformes, Serranidae.
CACAGAUAAGAGUGGGAUCAGUUUGUGUCUCUAUAAUGUCCACAUGUUGGCUGAUAAUCAUCCGAAACUUCUGUAAGACUGUUUGACUGGACAGUUUCAGUAAGUCUGCUUCUCUUUGUUGUGUUAAAACUGAAAAUGGAGCCCUUUCCUGACCAGUUCAUGGAGUUCCACCCGAUCCACGGCACUAACGUGAGACUGGACCACUCACAGACAAAGGCCACCCGCGUGGAGAGCUUUGCAAACGGAGUGUGUUUCAGCAAACACCCUCUGAAGCCCGGGGAGAUUUUUCUCAUAGAGAUUGAGGACAAGGAGCUGGGUUGGUGUGGCCACCUGCGGGUCGGUCUGACAGCCAGAGACCCUCGGAGCUUAGAGGUGGUGCCUGAAUACUCCAUCCCAGACCUGACGGACUUAGGGGACAGCUGGAUUUUCGCUAUCACUCGCAACCACAACAAGAUCGUAGAGGAUCCUGAAGCAGUUGGUCAGGAGGCUGGAGACGGAGCACUGGCUGGGGGCCACAGACUUGGACGAGGGGAAGCUGAAGAUGAAGCUGAAGAUGGAGGAAGAAGCAACAAACCAAAGACUUUCUUCACAGACUCUCACCUGCACAUUGAGAGUGUUCGGAUUCCCAGGGACAAGCUGGUGGGUCGCAGCAGGCCUGGACGCUUCAGCCACAUCUUGGAUGACCUGUACAAGACCAACGCGCUGCCGCCCACCGCCAGACGCAGCCGGAUAGGAGUUCUGUACGUGCCUAAAGGCAGAGACCGGGCAGACAUGCACAUCAUCAUCAACGGUGAGGACAUGGGAGCAUCUGCAAAGGGGAUCCCUUCCACCCAGCCCCUCCACGCUGUGGUGGACGUCUUUGCUGCUACCAAGUGUGUCCGGAUCGUCCAGGUGGAGUACGGAUUCUCGUCCUUGCAGACAUUAUGUAGGAAGGCCAUCCAGAAGCACAUCGUCCACAGGAUGGCAAUCGACUGGCUGGAGCUGCCAGAGGCUCUGAAGCACUACUGCAAGUAUGAAUGAAGAAACACACCUGUGCAAUAAUAUCUGAACUCUCUCCCAGUUUAUGCCCAGAAAAGGAUAUUUAUUUAUUUUCAGGAUGAAAGACUAUGCUUCACUCAUGAUAUAAAGCUCAAGUGUUUUGACAUUUGUACUCUCAAUACCUACCAGACACCGAUAGUGAUGACAUCAUUUGUCUGACUGCUAACAAAA